Molecule: messenger RNA, 1965 nt
Organism: Phytomonas sp. Hart1
Lineage: Eukaryota; Euglenozoa; Kinetoplastea; Trypanosomatida; Trypanosomatidae
Source: the annotation of a GenBank genome assembly
AUGGGCAAAGAUCAAGUGAAUUACAGGGCUACCCGCAAUCAUAGCCUUGGUUCACGCCAAGUGGAGAAGUCCAUCGGGAUUACCACUCUGCGCUCUACUACUGACUAUGAGCGGGAUCCACGCCCCAUGGCGCUCAUGAAAUGGUCCUUGGAUGAUUUUAUCGUGCAGGAGACAUUCACGUGGAUGGACUCUCAGACGGAUACCGGCUUGGCAUCCUCCUCGCCGUCCCCUGACGCGGAUGGGCGCGGGACGCUUCUGGUGAAGGUCUUGAGCGAAGGGGUGCCCGACGCGGUCAUCGCGGGCCUGAUCCGCCGUCGCUGCCCCCGCGGCGUCUCGUUUCACUUCCUCAGCCCGCUCGACUUCGGGGCCUGUGCGGUUCGUCACGUUUGGCUCCGCGGCGACGGCGCGGGGCUUCGCCGGGGCUUUGCCGCCCCGCAGCUCCUCCACACCCCCGCCGGGGAAGUCCGGCUCGCCGCGGCCUUCCCUGUCCCCGUCCCGGCCACGGCGGGGUCCUUUCCUUUGCGGCUGCUGCCGGACCUCCGCUACACCGUCGUCCUGCGCGACCUGCGCGGGUGCCUGCAGGACGUCCUGCCGGGGCUGCGGGGGCUGGCCCAAGGGGGGUUCACGAACUACGGCCACCUGGCCCGGCACGGCCUUGGCACGCGCCAGACCUACCACGCCGCGCGGUGCCUGCUGGAGCGGGAUUACGUCGGUUUCCUCCAGUGCUACGUCCGGGGCCUCGCCGAGGGCACCCCGGGCGUCCGGCGGGAGAUGCCCGCGCUGCUCGACGCCCUCGCCAACCCCCGCGCGACGCCACGGGAGUGGCGCGGGGUCUCGGACGGCAUCCACACGGGGCUGCGCCAGGACCGCGAGACGAUGCGGCUCCCGCGAACCGGGCUUUACGCCCCUCACCACGAUCUGCUAGGGGACUUCGUCAUGCGCGCGGCGGAUGUCGCGCCGCGGCAUAACGACUCCGCGCAGGUCAUUCGCGAGUCCUUGAGCCGUGCUUUUCUGCACGAAACCAUGCGAACGGUCUCGGAGGUCCAUUUUAACGCCUUGGCAUCGCUGCGGCGAGAGCGCUUCGGGGAUCGCGUCGCCGUGGGGGAUAUUGUCGUUCAGCCCGAUGAUGAUCGCGGCGAAGCUGGGGACCGUGUGAACGGUACAGGGAGUAACUCCACGAAGGGACAGGCGCCUUCCGAUUCGCAACGUUGGGGCCUUUCCACCUUCCGUGGGGACGUUUAUGAAGGGGCGGCCGAUCAUAUCAAUGCCGACAUUCUCUCCCCUUACCUACACCCGGACUGGGUUGACUUUGCCUCGCACGAUCGUCGCGAUGGAAAUGGGGAUCGCGGUGUGGACGAUGGGGUUGAAGCAGAGACUGAGCUACAACAGUGGUAUCGACGACUCAGGGUUGUUCGCACCCAAGCGGAGGCGGAUUCGUGCAGUAUCUCGCAGGUUGUACUUCCUCUUUGGGGACAACAGGUCGAUUCACUUCCGGUGCUCCCGGAGAAUGCGAUCGGGGAGAUUUUUCGGCCAUUGGCACGCGAAUUGGAAAUUGAGGGUCUUGACUGCAUGAAAACUGCCUCGAUGGCUUCCUAUCGACACUUCGUUGCAAGGCCGAGAAAUAUGGGUGCUUAUAUAUUCGACGCCCAGCGUGGAUGGGAUUGGGUUGAGGGCGGCCCUUAUGGUGAGUCCUUAAAAGAGAGAAUGUAUCAGGAUCAAGAUGGGAUCUAUCGGGUUAGAUCCCCAUUGAUGGAGGCGACCUCAAAAAACAUGAUAGCCAGGAGCGGCAUCCGUGAUAGGGAUGCGCGCAAAUUUUUCCUCAAGCCGGCACAAAAGCAAAACAUCACUUGUGUUGUGGAAUUCACGUUGCCCCGCGGCUCCACAGUGACGUCGGCGCUGAGGGAAGUAUUCCAGUUCACAACCCUCUCUCCUUCUGCGAUCUUCAACUUAUUACUGAAAAAAUGA